Molecule: messenger RNA, 2016 nt
Organism: Sabethes cyaneus
Lineage: Eukaryota; Metazoa; Arthropoda; Insecta; Diptera; Culicidae
Exons: 3
Coding region: 132-1883 (583 amino acids)
Molecular function (GO): nucleic acid binding; zinc ion binding
Source: RefSeq, a predicted model, not a curated record
GGAGGAUUUUGUAUUUUUAAAUACUAAUAAACUACACCGUCUAAAGUAAACUAAACAGUUAUAAUUUUCAUUACUAUAUACUGUUUAAGUGUUAUUCCAAAUAGUAUGGAAUAGUGUGGUAAGAUACGGCGAUGUCUUCAAUGGAACCUCCGAAAGAGCCUUCUAAACCCGGUUUGGAAACAGAUGCUGAAUUGGCCGCUUCUGCGGCUAAUGCUGUGGAACAAUGGCGUACGUACCAAAAUGCGUAUACUUUGUAUCAACAACAAUAUGCUGCUUACCAGGAGUACAUGCAGAAGCAAGCAACUUUGACAACUUACGAAGAACAGCAGCAAGCAUAUAAUCAAUAUUUGGAAGCGCACAACAAUUACCAGAAACAAUUAGAGCAAUAUGAGUAUCAGAAAGGGUACCAAGAUUGCUAUGUUGGAACGCCCAACGGAGUACCUGCGGUUUAUCCAGCAGCAAGUUUUCCUCCCCAAGCGAUGCCUACGGCAGCCCCGGUUUUCACCACACCAUUGGUCAAUGUUGACCCUUUCUACAACAAAGGAAACGAUCACCAUCGCCACCCUUCAAUGAUUAAACGUCGCUCUGAGGCCUCUAUAAAUAAAUCGAAAGUUUAUACUAGUACCAACUAUUACGCUAACCCGGACGACGAAGAAAUGUUUCCCUUGGAAUUGAAACAAUUAUUUGAACCAUUAAAUUGCAGUCUCUGCAAAUGCAGAAUGAACUCGCAUAUAUCUGCUAAUGUGCACUACCAUUCGAUGGUGCACGAGAAAAAGAUUGUACAGUGGCUGAAGGAAUGGUGUGAACGUACGAAGACUCCGAUGCCACACCGCACAAAGCGUAGACCACCGCCGGUGGAACCGGUCGGUCCGAAUUCGCUGCACUGCGAGGCUUGCGAUUUGCCGCUCACUUCGAUUCAGCACGCCAAUCAACACUACACCGGCAAACGCCAUCAGAUGGUGGUUCGCGGCAAGAAGAAUCCCGCCGGAAAGGGGUACUACAAAUCGGACGGACAGUGGAAACGAUCUUUAACUGCUUCGGAUGCAAACCCAGAACGUUUCGGAAUCGGGGCCUCAUUUGCCAAUCAAACAAAUCACUAUAGCGCAAGAGAUGCAAAACGAAUGCGUCUGGAACCACCUCCUUCGCCGCCACCUGUAGUAAAGGAACUGGUGGAAGAUGUACUAGCAGCACCCAGCAGUGCUGGUGCAGUCGAUGUCACGGUCGCUGCAGUACACCAACAAACGCCAACGACGGCUAUCGCUUCGCCUUACAUGCCAAUGGCAAUGGUUUCGCCAUACGAUCCCACAUCUGUCGGGGCUGCGGUUUACUCUCAACCUCCACCAACAAUGAUUGCACCGUAUACGGCACAACCUAACCCCAAGUCCAUGAAAAAGUUAAAAUUUGUUCCCGAAGGGUCUUCAGUAGUGGACCCCGUCCAAUCUGAAAUUCUCAAAAAGGAGAGUGCCGAUUGUGUUGACGAAAGUGGAGUAUUUUGCAAGGUAUGCCAGAUUGCCGUGACCUCCGCAGCGGUUAUGGAAACUCAUUUGAAAGGCAUCAAGCAUUUGAAGAAAUUGAAAUCGAUCGGUCGCUUGCCUCCCCUUAACAAAACAGGAAGUACAAUUCAAAGCAUUCUGUCUACGCUGAACAAACCGCCGCAACAAAACGAUUGGUCACUGUAUCGCAUGCCUUCAGGAAAGUUUUACUGCAAAUCGUGCAAUAUCAUUCUGGCCGAUGAAAAGCUAUUUUCUCAGCAUUGGUAUGGCAAAAAACAUAAGUUGAAAGUGAAGCAGGAAAUGGAGGAACUGUCUGGUACCACUACCACCAAAGUAGGGUACUAUCAGAAACGACCUUUCAGAAAGGACCGUAUUAUGCAGGCACAGUAGGUGUAACGUACUUGCGAAUCGUAAUGAAUAUUUUGAAUUUUGACAAACUAAUAUUGUGUAUGUUGUGUGAAUAUAUCUACUCUUAUAUGCUUAUGCAUUGAUAUAAUGCCACUGUCAAAUAAAUAAAAUUGUG